This is a messenger RNA of Leishmania braziliensis MHOM/BR/75/M2904, 3192 nucleotides long. RefSeq lists its product as hypothetical. The record is from RefSeq and is a predicted model, not a curated record. Lineage: Eukaryota; Euglenozoa; Kinetoplastea; Trypanosomatida; Trypanosomatidae. Bases 1 to 3192 code for a protein of 1063 amino acids. The transcript has a single exon.
AUGUCAGAGAACGUGGCGCACCUUCUGAACGGUCGCCCGCAGUGCGCGAGCGGCAAUGCCGGCUCGCUUACACGUCACACACUCGCUACGGAUUCAAUCGAGGAGGUCGACAUUGUGAGCGCCACGACUCGCGCCUCAUCGCCAGAAGCGACUCUUGAACAGCAGCGCCACGUUGCCCUACCACAGAAGCAUCGAGGCUUGCUGCAAUGUGCGUCUUGGCAUCGUCGGCGGCCGCGCUCGGGAUCAGUGCCAGAAUUCUCCUUGCCACCACAGCAACGCCUCGCGUGUGCGCACUCCGGGCGCAAACAGGCGAGCGAAGAUGGGGUGUUUGGCGAAGAUACACAGUCAACAGGGGUCAGUCUCAGCAGCCUCACGGUCGAGGAUGGUAACGGCGGCAGCUCCAGAGCGGCAAGUGCUGAUGACGACGAGGAGCGCAGAGCCGAGCUGUCUUGGAAUCCUCGCACACGAGCUCAUCCUCUAAGUAGAGCCUCGCACCAUGACGUCAGCGCCAAGUGGAGGCAGUGUAUCGGCCACCGGCUGGGGUCGGCAACCGAAGGACGGCGACCGGAUGUCUCACUGCGCCCGCCGCCGCCGCGAACCCCUCGCGCGUGCGCCCGCCCGCAUACGCAUGACAUUCCUGCGACAUUAGCCAAUCUUCUCCGCCACUACCUCUCCUGGGCACCGCCCUUAUCGCCCGUAGCGGCAGCAACAGGGGUGCCUUCUCCCACAGAUGGCAACGUGUGUACUCGCUUCCUCUCGGUACGCUGGGGUUGCCAGGCGAUGACGGCGCUGCAGCCCCAAUCAGAUCUGCAUCGACGGCCACUCGCGGAGGAACGCACGUGGGACGCUACGCCGCCCUGCCCUCCUCGCCCGCCGCGGCGUGCACCGUCGCCAUCUUUCCAACGGCGGCUGUCUGCUAGCCACACCACGAGCAGGCACGGCGCCGACGAGCACCGUUGCUGCAGCGUCACAAGCUGUCACGCCUCGCAUCGGUGGCAGCAGCUGCGACAGCAGGAACACCUGUGGAACCUCCUGACGCACUACCCACGUGACGCGAGUGCCUGCCUCUCACUGGGUCUCGGCGUCUGUGCGGCGCUGGAUGCCAUGCGUGCAGCACCACCACCAGUGCUGCCUGUGGCGGUGCUGCAGGAUAUCGCAGCGACGACGGCGACAGAGAUAAGUGCGUUUGUGCACGCCUGCGAGGAGGCGUGGCAGACUGCGGUCAGUGCAUCGCCCGAGCCAACAGCAGCUCUACCGUCGCUCGCCAGGAGUAUGGGCGACGCUACCUGCAUGUGUGGCUGCUUGGCUGCAGGACAGCUGCUCGACCCCGCCCUUUAUAGGUUUCAUCUCCUGUACUACCGCCAUCAUCAUCGCUAUACACCGUUGCGGCAGCAUGACGGCGACGACUACCGAGCUGGCGAGUCGUCGAUGAACAGUACGCAGCACAGUGGCGAGCGCUACGCGCUUGAGGAGGCGAGGGCAGCGGUGUUCGGCCGCCCGCAUGCCCAGAGGCAGCCGCCUCAACACGCACGCUGCGCCCCUCUUCCUCCCCAUGAUGGAUGGCGCGCUCCCGGCACAGGACCAGUGCGGGCACCUUUGCUCUCCGCCACCCCUCCCCCGCCCCACCUCCCGCGGGUUCAGGGCACCUCACCAACAGCGCUGCUGCCGCUGUUGGCGGUGCAGACACUCUCAGGAUUUGUGCAGGCCUCCAGCGCGCGUCGAAGUUCUGUGAUGUCUCGCCAGCGACGGCGCUGGGGACUACGCGCGACACGGCGAGGCUGUGGGCGCUCGUCCGCCUCGCCGCCAGGCGCCACCUCAACUGGGGCGCCACCUCAACCAGCGCCGUCAGGCACGCAGAGUAGCUCGAGAGGAUUUACGACGCAGCAGUCGCAGCCGGGGAAGAGCAGAGACGACGACGCUGAAGCAAACCCACUUUGCAACUACGCUCACUUCUGCGAUGAGACGGAGAGGCUGUGGGCGGUGAUGGCGAGCGUCCUGCUCGCGUGGAAGCAGCUGGAGCAGUGCGUCUCUUUAGUGCUGCUUGUCCCGCGGCUGGAGGUGCUCCCGUCCUCCGCGUCGCAUACGUGGCGGCUCGUACCGCCGUCGCCAACUUCGCAGUUCUCGAAAUCCCCCGCUUUGUCACCGCUCGCGCGCGCCGCGGCGUCCAUGCGGCUGCACAACGCCGCUGUGGAAGGCAUGCUGCUGCACGCCACCCAUGAUAGCGCCGUCACAGCGCCUCCAGUUCCUGCAGGUGGGACGCAAUUUGAACGCACUGCGCUCGCCCGCCUGCGCGUCCGUCUGCUCUCCAUUCCUCCGAGGCCUCGCCACACAGCGAGCGCAGAGGAGAGCGACAACGUCGCGUCCUCGCUGUGCAUGAUGGAGGCCUUCGUGUAUGGAGAGCUGCAGGGUCAGAUUGCGCACCUGCCGCUGUGGUGCGCCGUGGCGGUGGAAGUGCUACAGCUCUACAUCGAGCAGUUUCGCCAAGAUCGCACGUUGCUCGCGCGAAUGGCGGAGGAAGAGAAAGACGACGCUGCGGCUCUGAGAGCUGUGGGCAGCGAUGAUGACGCCACAUGGGCCUGUGUGCACUCUAGCCGAGUGCACCAAGUCGUGCUGCUGGCCAUACGUCUCAUGACCCUGCCCUGCGUGUUUGCCAACCGUGCGUCCGCCCCUGCCGUGGCAGCGGAGAGGACCGAGGCGCCGCCUCCAACAACUUGUCAGACUCGCAGAUGGCGCCAAAGUUCGCCGGAAGAUCACGGUGCGAGGGUUUCUCAUGAAUGCGGCGGCUUGCAGCAUCCUUCACGUGAGUCCCAAGCUGUUGCUGCAGCCACAGGCGCUUCAGCUGCGAACGUGGAAGUGCCAGUGCCAGUCUCGGCAACGAUCGUGGCACAGCUCUCUGCGGUAAUGUCCCGGCACCCGCUCUUCGGCGUCGCCGUAGCGGUGGUCGGCGGUGGUGUACCACUGCACUGGGCCGUGACAUGUGUGGCACCGCGCGCCAUGAACGCUCACUCUCACGCAGCAGUGCCACCACCUCCCUUCCCAGCGCAGUGCAGUAGCCGCAGCGGCGACGGGGUGGAUUCGCGGCGUGCUCACGUCGCAGACGUGGCCGCCGCAGACGCUGAAGCACAGACAGAGCUACGUCGACUGGUGCAGCUUCUCCACAUGUGGUUGCGAGAGGCGGAGAGGCGGCCAUGA